CUAACUAAACUGUGCAUUGCAGGUCAUUUACACGCUUCACGCACUGUGUGUGUCAUAAUGAAACAAUACUAAAUUUCAGCACUUGUAGUUUUUUUCUUGACGUUGUGAACAUACAUGAGACUCAUCUAUAUUGACAUUUCGAAAACCGGGGCUUCCAGUUGCAAUGGCAGACACAGAUAUUUUUACCAUCGGUUCAACUGUAACCGUCACAACAGCUGUGCAGGAGGAAAUCACUGGGGAAGUUAUGGCUUUUGAUCAGAAAGCAAGAUUAUUGGUAUUAAAAAAGCCUGCGAGCAACAGUAAGACAACCACAUGCAACAUCCACACAAUCUACAUGAAUAAAGUGAAGAGCAUCCACAUAGCAGAUGAGCCAGAGAGCUCCACAACUCCUCCCCCCCUACCCGAGAUUUCUAUAUCUGUUUUGCGUAAGCGUCUGGACAAAGCAGUUCAAGAACGGAAGAGAAUCAAUGCUUCAAUGAACUGCAAAGCCCCCAAAGAUGGACAGCAGCUCUACCUUAGUAUAGCCAAGUGUUUUAAUGACACGCGGUGGAACGACAAUGCGGACAUAGUGGUAGAGGAGGGCGUGUUUAUUAACCCCCCAUACACUGCUGCCUGCGUGCACGCCAUUGACCCCUCCAACCCACAAUCCCCUAGAUUUGUAGAACUCAUCCAGAAAAUGGUCAACAGAUACCACAAAGAAAAGGAAAGACAACCUGAGCCCAGUACUGCAGAUUUGUCAAAGGCACCGCCGCCUAUCAUUGAAUCUGCCAGUGAAGCCUCAGCUCAACGUUAACAUAUGCUUAGGCAUAAAGAAACUCCGUGUGCUUGUUGACGCCCGUCUUUUGUACGCUGUCUGAUUCCAACAUCUGUGUUCGCAUUUAGGGCUGCAGCUUGAUUACCUGGGCUCCUUGA
Hyalella azteca is the source of this 912-nucleotide messenger RNA. Its product is annotated as protein LSM12 homolog. NCBI's taxonomy places the organism in Eukaryota, Metazoa, Arthropoda, Malacostraca, Amphipoda, Hyalellidae. The record is from RefSeq and is a predicted model, not a curated record.